GGCGGUGCCCGACUUCUACGGCUGUGUCUGAGAUGAGAAUGAGGCUCCAUCAUCAUCAUCAUCAUCAUCACCACCACCACCAUCAUCCCUUCCCUGGAAGCAUCUUCGGAGCAGAGCGUUGAGGGCCGCCUCCUACGUUCAGUAUACAUGGUCACGGAGCAGGACUUGAUUUCAGCCGAGCUAGAGACGCAAUAAGGGGCCUAGAAGCACAUGAUCACAUCCCGCAGCGCGAUGGCCAGGAACCGCAAGGAGAGGGACAGCUGGGCAUUUACUGACAAGAACGCGUACGACUGGAGCUCGGAGGAAGAGGAGCCGGACGGCCGGGCGCAGCCGGUGCAGGUGCUCGUCGUCAAGGACGACCACUCCUUCGAGCUGGACGAGGCCGCGCUAAGCCGCAUCCUUCUUGCCGAGGAAGUGAGGGACCGAGAGGUGGUGGCCGUUUCCGUGGCUGGAGCCUUCCGGAAGGGAAAGUCUUUCCUUAUGGACUUCAUGCUGCGCUACAUGUACAGCCAGGGCUCAGAUGAUUGGCUGGGAGACCCUGAUGAUCCCUUGGUUGGGUUCUCCUGGAGAGGAGGCUCUGAACGGGAGACCACUGGUAUCCAGAUAUGGAGUGAAGUUUUCCUUGUGGACAAGCCAGACGGUCGAAAGGUGGCAGUGCUGUUGAUGGACACUCAGGGUACCUUCGACAGCCAGUCUACUCUGAGGGAUUCGGCCACAGUGUUUGCUCUCAGCACCAUGAUCAGCUCCAUGCAGGUGUACAACAUUUCGCAGAAUGUUCAAGAGGAUGAUCUCCAGCACUUGCAGCUCUUCACCGAAUAUGGCAGACUAGCUAUGGAGGAGACGUUCCUAAAACCCUUUCAGUCCCUCAUCUUCCUGGUUCGAGAUUGGAGCUUUCCUUACGAGUUCCCUUACGGACAGGAGGGUGGCAUGAAGUUCUUGGAGAAGAGGCUUAAGAUCUCAGAGAACCAGCAUGAGGAGCUCCAGAAUGUUCGUAAGCAUAUCCACUCCUGCUUUACCAACAUCUCCUGCUUCCUUAUGCCCCAUCCUGGUCUCAAGGUAGCCACCAAUCCACAUUUUGAUGGGCGACUCAAAGAGAUCGACAGGGACUUCAUCAGCAACCUACGGAUAUUGGUUCCAUGGCUUCUGAGCCCACAGAACUUAGAUUUGAAGGAGAUCAAUGGUAACAAUAUCACAUGUCGUGGCCUUCUGGAAUACUUUAAGGCAUAUAUAAAGAUCUAUCAAGGGGAAGAACUGCCUCACCCAAAAUCCAUGCUGCAGGCCACAGCGGAAGCCAAUAACCUGGCAGCAGUGGCAGCAGCUAAGGACUUGUACAACAAGAAGAUGGAGGAGAUUUGCGGGGGGGACCGACCCUUCCUGGCCCCCAACGAGUUGCAGGCACGCCACGGAGAGGUGCGGGAGGAGGCGCUGCAGCUCUUCAGGAGCGUGAAGAAGAUGGGUGGCGAGGAGUUCAGCCGCCGCUACCUGCAGCAGCUGGAGGCGGAGGUGGACGAGCUCUUCGUUCAGUACAUCAAGCACAACGACUCCAAGAACAUCUUCCACGCCGCUCGAACCCCUGCCACGCUGUUUGUCGUCAUCUUCGUUAUGUACGUGGUGGCCGGGGUGACCGGCUUCAUUGGCGUGGAUGUCAUCGCCAGCGUGUGUAACAUGAUUCUAGGCCUGGCUCUGAUUACUCUCUGCACCUGGGCCUACAUCCGCUACUCUGGGGAGUACCGUGAGCUUGGCGCUGUCAUUGACCAGGUUGCCGGAGCACUCUGGGACCAGGGAAGCACAAAUGAGCCCUCUCUCCUCCCACAGGCUCUCUACAAGUUGUACAGCGCGGCCGCUAACCACAGGCACCUGUACCACCACGCUUUCCCCAGCCCCCAGGCCGAUGCCCCCGAGGAGCGGGAGAGGAAGAAGAACUGAGCGACUGCCUGUCCAGUGCAUCACAAGAGCGUCUGGACCGCACAGUAGCAUGCUGGACAGAGCAACGGUGGAGCAGCCUCACCCACAGGACACCUUUCUUCUUUGACUGACUGCAGAAGCCUAGACACACACACUACUACUGCUGCUGAAGGGAACAGUACAACAUUCAGGCACUGUAGCUCUGGCCCUGCUAAAGGGGUGCAAGCUUCGAACUAUGGGAAACACGUUGUCAUUUCGUGCAUUUAUUUAUUCACCUCUCAUAGUGUUAAGGUAGAACAUCUGUAUAUUUUCAUUCGCAGAACAAGUGUGUGAAACGGAGGGUUGAUCUUAGCUUUGAAGAUACUAUGCAGGCCUAUUCUAAUUGCUAUUGUCUUACAUCUAGAAGGGCACUUAAAGCUGAAUAAAAUUGAGCCAACAAUCACUCAGUAGUGUAUGGUUUACACUGAACAUGUUUUAAGUGUAUAGUGCAGGUGGUUAAGGGAAAACACUUUAGAAAGUAUUUAGAAAUACUUAGUGGAACCAAACGAAAUUUACCUCUAUACAAGGAGGUAAGUCAUUUAGUCCAAAUGCAUUUUAGGGCUUUAUUUAUCCUGACAUUCUGUGCUACACUUUUAUUAAUGGGCUCUGUGCAAAGCAAACACACAUGGAACAUGCAACUGCAACUCCACAUUAAAGGGAAAUUACAGCUGGACACAGUGACAGUGAAUAUUUGCUGAAUGUACACUUUCAAGCUGCAUUUGAUGUGCAUCCAGGCUGUUGUAACCACUUACACUGAACAAGGCUUUUUUUCAAAUUUUGCAAAAAAUUCAGUAUAUAUUCCAGUGUUAUCCUGGCCCUUUCUUUAGUGAUGUGCCACAGUGAGUUACCAUCGCCCUUCAAACAUAUGCACUGUUCAGUGAUUAUUUAGCUGCAGUUCAGAAUGCACAUUCAUGGGGACCAAACACUUUGGUUUUGCUUACAACGGCAGGGGAAAAGACUAUUUCACUUUCAGCGGCACAAACAUGUACAAUUUCUCAUUUCACAUAGCAGAUAUUUACCUGACAGCUUAUGUCUGAACUACUGCAUGAUGACCAUCCCAUCUGUAGAGAAAAGUUUUGUCUUAAAUAGCUUCUCCUUGUAAACCAGUGGCUUGUGAUGUAAGAAUGCUUACGUGUUUACAAAAAAAAAAAAAAAAAAAAAA
This is a messenger RNA of Scleropages formosus (Asian bonytongue), 3106 nucleotides long. It is a transcript of the gene atl1, whose product is annotated as atlastin GTPase 1. The coding region runs from base 211 to 1926 and encodes 571 amino acids. The record is from RefSeq and is a predicted model, not a curated record. The transcript has 14 exons. Gene Ontology annotation, molecular function: GTP binding; GTPase activity. Lineage: Eukaryota; Metazoa; Chordata; Actinopteri; Osteoglossiformes; Osteoglossidae.